Aspergillus terreus NIH2624 is the source of this 1866-nucleotide messenger RNA. RefSeq names its product GMC family oxidoreductase. The record is from RefSeq and is a predicted model, not a curated record. Bases 1 to 1866 code for a protein of 621 amino acids. NCBI's taxonomy places the organism in Eukaryota, Fungi, Ascomycota, Eurotiomycetes, Eurotiales, Aspergillaceae. Gene Ontology annotation, biological process: secondary metabolite biosynthetic process. The transcript has 8 exons. Gene Ontology annotation, molecular function: flavin adenine dinucleotide binding; oxidoreductase activity, acting on CH-OH group of donors.
AUGCGUCUUCUAUGGAACGGAGGCGUCGUCGGCCUGGGUCUGCCGUUCGGUCUCGUGUCUUCUGCCAUGGCUGCCUCACAAUUCCAUGGCCAGGUCCUUACCCAUGAUUCUCAGUUGCUGACUACCUACGACUAUGUAGUUGUAGGAGGUGGCAUCUCUGGUCUCACUGUAGCCAACCGUCUUUCGGAGAAUCCGAAGCUCAAUAUUCUUGUUAUCGAAGCUGGUGAAUUUGAACAAGGCGAAGACUACAUUGUCAUCCCCGGACUGGCGGGGGGCGCCAUCGGCACCCAGUAUGACUGGAACUUGACCUACGUGCAGAACCCCGACGCAGGAAACCGCACAUUAGCCAUCCCCCAGGGUAAGGCCGUCGGUGGUUCGAGUCUGCUGAACCGCAUGGUCUUCGACCGCGGAUCUCAGGCGGACUAUAACCGAUGGGAAACACUAGGCAACGCCGGGUGGGGAUGGACUGAUUUGUUGCCUUACUUCAAGAAGAGUGAAAGCUUCACGCCGCCAAUCGACGGCAUUGUGGCCGAGUGGAAUGUCAGCUAUGAUCUAUCGGCCCAUGGAACAACCGGAUAUGUGCAGUCCAGCUACGCACCCUGGAUCUGGCCUUCUACGAAGCACUUUAUUCGUGCUAUCACCUCCCUCGGAGUUCGUAUCCCCGAAGAUGCCGCCACCGGCGAUGCUGUUGGAGGAUACUAUAGUCCCCAUAGCCAAGACCCAGCCUCGAUAACUCGAAGCGAUGCCGCCACGGCCUACUGGAAUACCGUGUCCGGCAGACCAGGGCUCCAUCUGAUUACGGGACGAACUGUCACCCGACUUAUAACCAAAAAGAGGGGUCUAGAAGUGACUGUGAAGGGUGUCGAACUCGCGGCGUCAGCCUCACUGCCGCGUAAGAUCGUCAAUGUUUCAAAGGAAGCCAUCCUCGCAGCCGGAGCAAUUCAUACUCCCCAAAUCCUUCAGCUGUCGGGGAUCGGUGACCCUGCCCUGCUGUCCAAACUGAACAUCUCCACCGUAGCCAAUGUCCCCGGCGUUGGUCGCAACCUCCAGGACCAUCUUUACAUCCCCGUAGUCGCUUCAUGGGACUUCCCUCUAACCUCCGCAAACCUCACCAGCAACGUAACCUUCGCGGCGGAGUCCAUGUCCCUGUACAAAUCCAAGAAAACCGGUCCCUACGCCGACGCAACCGGCGACUUCCUCGUCUUCCUCCCAGCCAAGAACUUCACCUCGAAGGUGGUAUCCCUCCACACAACAGCCCUGCGCCAACAACCCAAGUUCCACCUGGAUCCCGACACGCCGGCGACCGUGCGUCUCGGCUACGCGCUCCAGCACAAGCUCCUCACCCACGGCCUGACAGCCGACGACGAGGCGCAGAUCGAGAUCAUCUGGGCGGACGGGACGUUCGUGAUCGGGCUGGAGCACCCGUUCUCGCGCGGUAGCGUCCGACUCGCGUCGACGGACCCUUUCGACGCGCCGCUCGCCGACCCGGCCUACUUCCGGAACCCGAUGGACGUCCAGAUCCUCGUCGAGGCGAUCAGGUAUGCGCGCACGCUGAUGCGCACGGAGGCACUGGCGGCGUUUCAGCCGGUGGAGCUGGUGCCCGGCGCGGGUGUCGUGUCUGAUGCGGAUCUCGAGGCGUAUAUUCGCGACACGGCAGAUACGUUGUUCCAUCCGUCUGGGACAUGCUCCGUUGGGAGGUAUGCGCUGGGUGGGGUGGUUGAUGCGAAGUUCAGGGUGUAUGGGGUGGAGAACCUGCGGGUGGUCGAUGCGAGUGUCUUUCCUAUGCUGCCUUCGACUCAUAUUCAAAGCUCGGUCUAUGCGGUGGCGGAAAAGGCUGCGGAUGCGAUCAAGGAUUCGUGCGAGUAA